AGGGGAAACGGAGGGGGGGGGCGUGCUUCGCGCUUCCAAGGUGGGCGUGGCCACCCGCCGUUUCCUUUGUGUGUGGGCCCUAGUCGCCGGCUGCGAGCGCGCCUAAGGAGGAGUGGAAGCCGCCAUUUUGUGCAUUUUCCUUUUCCCCACCCCCUUUUUUCCCCGUUCUCUACCGGUGGCAGCCUAGGCCUUCGGGUGGCCCUCCGAACCGACCUCGUAGCGCACCCGCCGGUGUACUGGUAGGCUGCAGCUGCCCCCUACCGGCGGCAGCGGCGAGUAGGCGGCGUGUGGCGGGCCGCGGCUCCGGCAUGGAGAACUCCCAGCUGUGUAAGCUGUUCAUUGGCGGGCUGAACGUGCAGACGACGGAGGCCGGGCUGCGGGAGCACUUCGCGGCCUACGGGACCCUGACUGACUGCGUGGUGGUGCUGAACCCGCAGACCAAGCGCUCCCGAUGCUUCGGCUUCGUCACGUACUCGGCGGUCGAGGAGGCCGACGCCGCCAUGGCAGCUUCUCCGCACGCGGUGGACGGCAACGCCGUGGAACUGAAGCGGGCCGUCUCCCGCGAGGACUCGGCCCGGCCGGGGGCGCACGCGAAGGUGAAGAAGCUCUUCGUCGGAGGCCUCAAGGGGGACCUGGGCGAGAACGACCUGGUGGAACACUUCAGCCAGUUCGGCCCCGUGGAGAAAGCCGAGAUCAUCUCCAACAAGCAGAGCGGCAAGAAGCGCGGCUUCGGCUUCGUCUACUUCCAGAACCACGACGCCGCCGACAAGGCCGCCGUGGUCAAGUUCCACCCCAUCCAGGGCCACCGCGUGGAGGUCAAGAAGGCCGUGCCUAAGGAAGACAUCCAGGGCGGCGGCGGCGGGGGCUCCUCCAGGUCGAGCGGUGGCGGACGGGGGCGAGGAAGGGGAGGCGGAGGCAACCGGGACCACAACGGGCUCUCCAAAGGAGGCGGCGGCGGCGGCGGCUAUAACAGUUAUGGUGGCUACGGCGGAGGAGGAGGCGGCGGGGGCUACGGAUCCUACGGAGGCGGCUCAUACGGUGGAGGAGCCGGCGGCGGCGAUUACGGCAACGGGUACGGCGGCUUCGGCAGCUACAGCCAGCACCAGUCCUCCUACGGCCCCAUGAAGAGCGGCGGCGCGGGGGGCGGAGGCGGCGGCGGCUGGGGCCCCCGCAGUAACAGUGGACCAUACAGAGGCGGUUAUGGUGGGGGAGGUUACGGCGGCUCCUUCUAAGCGGGAAAUGCCCAUUACUGUUCUGGGGGUGUCGGUAUUGUCUGCAUGGAGUAUGCCCUCUGUUGUACCGGGCCAGGUUCUUAAUAGUUCCCCUACUCUUCGCCCUAAGGGGGCACCUCCGUACGAAAAGGCUCCCU
Messenger RNA from Lacerta agilis (Sand lizard), 1369 nucleotides. RefSeq names its product heterogeneous nuclear ribonucleoprotein A0 (gene HNRNPA0). Lineage: Eukaryota; Metazoa; Chordata; Lepidosauria; Squamata; Lacertidae. The record is from RefSeq and is a predicted model, not a curated record. Gene Ontology annotation, molecular function: RNA binding.